Molecule: messenger RNA, 2577 nt
Organism: Nelumbo nucifera (sacred lotus)
Lineage: Eukaryota; Viridiplantae; Streptophyta; Magnoliopsida; Proteales; Nelumbonaceae
Gene: XYLT
Product: beta-1,2-xylosyltransferase
Molecular function (GO): glycosyltransferase activity
Source: RefSeq, a predicted model, not a curated record
CGCCAUGUUGAUUAACUCCUCUCGACCUCGACUGAUGACUUAUGUCGCGCCUUCCUUGGCAUAAAAUCCGCGCAUGGGAGACGGGACAUAUUUGCGGAGGCAGAAAAUAGAAACGAUAUGAGCAGGAGGAAAGCUUUUCUUCUCAAAACCCUUCUCUUCCUCUUUGCUCUCAAUUCGAUCUCUCUUUACAUCUACUUCUCCCCUCAUCCCGACCACUUCCAUCCAAAACCUCAGUCUGAAAACCCCAAAUUCUUAACUGAAGACCGCAAAUCCCUAACUGAUACUCACCAAAGACAUCUAGUUCCCGUCUCAUUCCAUGUUAAACCAUGGCCGAUCCUUCCUUCUUACCUUCCUUGGUCCUUAAACCCCAAUGUCCGUGCCAAGUCAUGUGAAGGGUAUUUCGGGAACGGAUUCAAUCGCCGCAUAGAUCUUCUCAGAUCAUUGCCGGAGACUUUUCGAAGAUCGCCGAAUUAUGGUGGUGCUGGUGGUGGGUGGUUUCGAUGUUUAUACAGCGAAACCCUGGAUAGCUCCAUAUGCGAAGGUGGGAGAAUACGGAUGAACCCAGACAAGAUAAGAAUGUCUGUUGGAGGGGAGAAAUUGGAGUCAGUGAUGGGGCGCCGGGAGGAGGAAGAGCUCCCUUCCUUUGAUUCGAGUGCUUUCGAAAUCGAGGUUGCCGAAGGGUCAACUGAGGGUGGGGGCGGGCGGAAGCUUGUCAAUGAAGAGUUUCUAGAUCGGUUUGUGCCACAGGGUGCGGUUCAGAUACAUACGAUGCGUAGUUUGCUUGAUUCGAUUCGAUUAGUUCCUCCUGACGAGUUCAAUUGCUCAGAGUGGGUUGAGGAGCCAACACUUCUAGUUACGCGUUUUGAGUAUGCCAACCUUUUCCAUACGGUUACAGACUGGUAUAGCGCAUAUGUAGCUUCUAGAGUUACUGGAUUGCCUAAUCGACCUCAUCUGGUUUUUGUGGAUGGCCAUUGUGAGACACAUUUAGAAGAAACUUGGAAGGCACUAUUUUCAAGCCUUAGGUAUGCUAAGAAUUUCAGUGGCUCAGUUUGUUUUCGCCAUGCAAUUCUUUCACCAUUGGGAUAUGAAACUGCCCUUUUUAAGGGACUUACCGAAAACAUAGACUGUGGGGGAGCUGCUGCACAUGAUCUUUGGCAGAAGCCAGAUGACCGAAAGACUGCACGGUUAUCUGAGUUUGGGGAAAUGCUAAGAGCAGCCUUCGGUUUCCCAGUGGAUAGAAAUCGGAUGUCAAAAACAGUUUCAAGACAUAAUGUUCUCUUUGUGCGUCGUGAAGAUUAUUUGGCUCAUCCAAGGCAUGGUGGCAGACUGGAGUCGAGGCUUAGCAAUGAACAAGAGGUGUUUGAAUCUGUGAAGUUUUGGGCAGUUAAUCAUAUGGAAUGCAAAGUAAAUCUUAUUAAUGGGCUACUUGCGCACAUGUCCAUGAAAGAGCAAGUCCGUGCCAUUCAAGAUGCUUCUGUCAUUAUAGGAGCUCACGGGGCAGGAUUGACACAUAUUAUAGCUGCAAGACCAACGACAGUGAUUCUUGAGAUCAUUAGCAGCCAAUUCAGGCGACCACAUUUUUCAUUGAUUUCACAGUGGAGAGGGCUAGAAUAUUAUGCCAUUAACCUGGCUGGCUCACAUGCAGAACCUGCAGUUGUUAUUGAGAAGCUAAACAAUAUAAUGAGAAACCUUGGAUGCUGAGCUAUUUAUGGUUUUGACGGUUCUAGAUUCACCUUGCUAGUCAUCAAGCGUCUUAAGGAGACUUUGCAUGCUGUGGCCCUUGUUUCUUGUGCAUUGGCAAGAACUACUGGCCGUGAACUUGUUCAACUCUAGUAGCCACAUGUCAAAUGUUUUCUUUUUGACAGUUCAAGCUCUCUAUGGUCAUAAAGGUUGGAGGUUGGAGCUUUCUUUACAAGAUCUCGCAUUUCCACUGGUCUUGUAGCAAGAAAAGAAGCCUCUAAGGGGGACGUCUUUUUGAUACAACGUUGGUAGCUUAAGCCCUUUUAGUCCAAAGCAUUGGGAAUGGGAAUUGGAGUCCUAAUUAAAAAUGUAUUGACGCUAACAUUUGCAACCUUUGUGAAGUUUUGCGAAAGAUUGGCAGGGUGAUGCGUUACCUCGAGUGGGGCAUUUUACUACACCAAUAAGAAGAAACUGUCUGACGUAUUCUUGCCAUUCCCUGUGGCCCAGCAAAAGAUUGUCUAGCGAGAUGGUUUCUAGGUGGGGAUAUGCAACCUUCUGCGCCCCGUCACUGUUGUCUUUCAUUUGAGAUUUGUGGAGGAAGCCAAGUAGCAUCCAGCAAUGGUGAGCUUGAAUUUUUUUCCCUGCAAGUUUACAAUGUCCAUCCUCUGUCGAUUCAAAUGGCAGUUUAGUUAUACAUACCAUUAGCAUUUUGUGUUUUACAUGAUUUAAAUUUCAUUAAAUGAGGCGCCAUUCUGAUUAGCUUCAAUUUCUUGUAAUUUGGUUCUCACCCUUCUUGGACUAUAUGGGUGUAAAAUGGUAUCUAGAAUAAAGAACACUGAAACAAGGCUGUAAUGGCGCACUUUUUAUUGAUGAGAAAUAUUUAUAGAAGCUAAACUA